Castor canadensis (American beaver) is the source of this 1531-nucleotide messenger RNA. It is a transcript of the gene Plin3, whose product is annotated as perilipin 3. The record is from RefSeq and is a predicted model, not a curated record. Lineage: Eukaryota; Metazoa; Chordata; Mammalia; Rodentia; Castoridae. Gene Ontology annotation, cellular component: lipid droplet; cytosol. Gene Ontology annotation, biological process: positive regulation of triglyceride storage; lipid storage.
UCUUGGAGUGGGGCCCGUGGUGUCGGGACGUCGCGUGCCUGCUGCUGAGACGAUGACUACCAAUGGGACAGAGGCUAACCCCCAGAUGACCAGGGAAGAACAGAUACAGCAGCCAAGUGUGCUAGACCGUGUGGCUGGCAUGCCCCUUGUCAGCUCCACCUGUGAAGUGGUGUCCGCGGCCUACACCUCCGCCAAGGAGAACUACCCUCACAUCAGGACUGUGUGUGAUGUGGCAGAAAAAGGCAUCAAGACCCUCACGGAGGCCGCAGUCAGCGGGGCCCAGCCCAUCCUGUCCAAGCUGGAGCCCCAGAUCACCUCAGCCAGCCAAUAUGUCCACCAGGGGCUGGACAAGCUAGAGGAGACUGUGCCCAUCCUGCAGCAGCCCACAAGCAAGGUCCUGGCAGACACCAAGGAGCUUGUAUCAUCCAAAGUGUCAGGGGCCCGAGACAUGGUCUCCAACACUGUGUCAAGUGCCAAGGACACCAUGGCCACCCACGUGACAGGGGCCGUAGAUGUGACCCGUGACGCUGUGCAGAGUGGUGUGGACAUGACCAAGUUGGUGGUGAGCAGUGGUGUGCACUCGGUCAUGGACUCCCGCGUGGGCCAGAUGGUGCUGAGCAGCGUGGACUCGGUGUUGGGCAAGUCAGAAGCGUGGGCAGACAACAACCUGCCCAUGACGGACGCCGAGCUGGCACGCAUCGCCACAUCCCUGGAGGGCGUGGACAUGGCGUCAGUGCAGCAGCAGCGGCAGCAGCAGAGCUACUUCGUGCGGCUGGGCUCGCUGUCGGAGCGGCUGCGACAGCACGCCUUUGAGCACUCACUGGCCAAGCUGCGGGGUGCCCGGCAGAGUGCCCAAGAGGCCCUGCAGCAGCUGGCACAGGGGCUCAGCCUGGUGGAAACCAUGAAGCAGGGCAUGGACCAGAAGCUGGGAGAGGGGCAAGAGAAGUUGCACCAGAUGUGGCUCAGCUGGAACCAGAACGCCCAGGGCGCAGAGAAGGACCCAGCCAACUCAGAGCAGGUGGAGUCCCAGGCGCUCGUCAUGUUCCGUGGCAUCACACAGCAGCUGCAGACCACAUGCGCCUCUCUGAGGUCCAGCAUCCAGGGGUUGCCCGGCCAUGUGAAGGACCAGGUGCAGCAGGCUCACCGCCAGGUGGAGGACCUCCAGGCCACCUUUUCGGCCACACAAUCCUUCCAGGAUCUGUCCAGCAGUGUCCUGGCCCAGAGUCGAGAGCAGGUGGCCAAGGCCUGGGAGGCCCUGGACCACAUGGUGGAAUAUGUGGCACAAAAUACGCCCGUCAUGUGGCUGGUGGGGCCCUUCUCACCCGGGAUCACCGAGAAAACUCCGGAAGAGAAGAAGUAGGGCCCAGGGUACCGGGCUUAGAUGUCUGGUCCAAGAAGUCGGCCUCCUGGGAUGGAAUGGACAGCCAAGCUCCUGACACUCGUUCCAGAUCAGAUAGGGGUGAAACUUGUGCGGGUAGCAGGGCCUUCAGGAUGGCCUUAAUAAAUUUUACCUGCAGCUAAGUGCAGGCUG